Caenorhabditis remanei is the source of this 1239-nucleotide messenger RNA. RefSeq lists its product as uncharacterized. The transcript has 5 exons. Gene Ontology annotation, biological process: innate immune response. Gene Ontology annotation, molecular function: protein binding. The coding region runs from base 1 to 1239 and encodes 412 amino acids. The record is from RefSeq and is a predicted model, not a curated record. Lineage: Eukaryota; Metazoa; Nematoda; Chromadorea; Rhabditida; Rhabditidae.
AUGACCUACUUUUAUUGGGAAUUUCCAACGGAUUUAUCAAUCGAUCGUCGCGUAUUGGUUUUAUAUGAUAUUAGUCAAUGGAAAACUGUCGAGAAGUCUUAUGAAAGUUUCGAAAAAUUAUGUAUCACAUUGGGAAUAGAGAACAUCUCGUUCAGUGAUUUCGAAUGGUGGUUCGAUCAUUUUACAAAAGAAAACUAUUAUAGGAUUAUAGAUGGAAGAUGUGUUCAAUCUGACGUCAUCAACGGAAAAUCCCAGGAGAAAUCAUAUAAUGAUUUACGUGAAGCGUUCGGUGAUGUUGAUGAGAAAUCUCAUAGUUAUUGGUACAAAGAGUUCGAAAGGCAGAAACAUCAAGUCACAUUCUCCAAAUUGCCGAUCGAUAUUGUUGUGAAAAUUGUAGAGAAAUGUGAUUUAAGAUCACAUGUAAAACUCCGAAAAGUUUCACAAGGACUUCGAAUUGUUGUCGAUCGAAUUAAACCUCCAAUCACGGAAAUUGAAGUGAAGUGUAUGGCCAAUGAUGUCUUUGUCUGUUUUAACAAAGAAUCAUUGAUGUCGACUGAUUCCCCUUGGAAGAGACUAUUAGCCCUUUCGAUGAUUCAUAACAAGAAAUAUGUGCGUAUCGAUCCCGCUGAUCUGGUUAAUGCAUUGAUUCAUCCGAAACUUCGAUUGAACUUUUUUCGAUUCCAAACGAAUUUCUCCUGGACCGAUGUUCUUCAAAGAUUAAGUAUUCAAAUUCACGUGAAACAUUGCUCAAUUGGAGUGCUCAAAGAGGAAUAUAUUCUUGAAAUUUUGAGAAUUUUGAGACCUGGAUCACUUGAGAAGUUGACGAUUGAGUCCGAUCUUGGACUUCCAUUGAUUGAUCAAAGAGCGAAUAUGUUGUAUCGACAAUCGAUUUUUGAAAAAGUGGUUCAGAUGGAUCAAUGGAAGCGAGCAAAACAUGUGGAAAUCAUAAGGAGGCUCUCGUUGCCGAUCGAAAAUUUCUUCCAUUUAACCACAUUCGAAACACAUCUUCCAUCGAUUUCAGUGGAAAUGCUUACCAAAAUGAUUAGCGCACUCUCCAAGUCGUCAAAUUUCGAAUAUUGUUUUGUUACAACGAAGGAAAGAAUGGACUCCGGCUCAAUCGAGAGAGAAUUGAAUCUCCAGGAUGCUGAUGAUUGGGGAAUACACCAUAUUCCUAACACGAAUCUUUCUGUUAAGGUUUUCGAUCAUCUACAUGGAUUCAAAUUAACUAAAAAUGUGUAA